Molecule: messenger RNA, 840 nt
Organism: Oldenlandia corymbosa var. corymbosa
Lineage: Eukaryota; Viridiplantae; Streptophyta; Magnoliopsida; Gentianales; Rubiaceae
Source: the annotation of a GenBank genome assembly
AUGGAUGAUGACGGAUUAAACAUGAAAAACUGGGGGUAUUAUGAGCCUUCUAUUAAAGGGAAUCUUGGUCUGCAGCUCAUGUCAUCCAUGGUAGACCGAGAACCCAAACCUUUUAUAUCUGGUCGGGACGGCGUCAUGGCAGCUGCCAACGGGAUGUUUCAAUCCCGGGAUUAUUUGGUUUCUGGACCUCCCGAUCACAUGGAUAUGGUGAGAGACAAUUGGAUAAACCACAGAGACAGGUUUCAUUAUAUGUUUCCCGGACAUGUAUACAACAGCAAUGUGCUUGCGGAGCCUUCUGGAUCCCAUCAAAUGCAGAUGCUCCAACAGCCUGAUCCUUCUAAGGAUACUAGGGUGAAAGUGGAGGAUGUGGGUGUUAGAAAGGAAGCUGGUACUGGAAAAAAAAGACCCGCCGUUACUGUCCCCAAAACCCCGAAAUCAAAGAAACCAAAGAAAGGCCCUGCUGCCUCAAAGGAAAAUGGGAAUUCAUCUGGUCAGCGUACCAAAGCACCAAAGAAAAACAUGGAAUUUGAGAUAAAUGGAAUUGACAUUUCCGGCAUUCCUAUACCAGUUUGCUCUUGUACUGGUACUCCUCAGCAAUGCUACAGGUGGGGAUGUGGUGGUUGGCAAUCAGCUUGUUGCACCACUACUAUAUCGAUGUAUCCCUUGCCUAUGAGUACUAAAAGACGUGGUGCUAGAAUUGCUGGAAGGAAAAUGAGCCAGGGGGCUUUCAAGAAGGUUUUGGAGAAACUCGUUUCUGAAGGGUAUAAUUUUGCUAAUGCAAUUGAUCUCAGGAGUCACUGGGCCAAACAUGGUACCAACAAGUUUGUGAUAAUAAGGUAG